UAAACCACGUUAUUUAAAAGAAAAAUUCCUUACUAUGAAGAAAAACAUCCCGAGAGGGUAAAAUGGGCCGAAGGAUUCAAUAAGCGGUAUAAGCCCCGAUCCCAACUGAAACUUUGAAACAAUCUGUUGAGGACCGAAAAUUUUCCCUAGGGUUCCCAAUUUUCCUCAACUGGUGAACCCCUAAAUCUUUCCUUCUCGGAGAUUAACACCAUUUCGCCUCUCGCUUUACUUCUUGACUUUUAGUAUGGCAGGAAGAAAUCGCUCAUCACGCCACAUUGAUGGUUACCGAGUUUCUCGUGAUGUCCCUAGAUCCUACAUAGAACGAGUGCCAGCACCCCUGCCUAUUCAUCCUGCAGCUUUGGAGGAGGAACUUGAAUUGCAACGUAGGGAAAUGCAGAGAAUUAUUUCUGAUAACCGCAUGGUGAUUGAUGAUAAUACAGUACUUCAGAGGGAAUUAUCGGCUGCAAAGGAAGAAAUUCACAGAUUGAACCAGGUUAUACCCAAAAUCGUGUCUGAGAAAGAAUCACAAUCCAGGGAGUUGCUUGAAAGAGGUUUGAAGCUAGAAGCUGAGCUUCGUGCUUCUGAGCCUUUAAAGUCUGAGGUUCUGCAAUUAAGAGCUGAGAUUCAGAAAUUGAAUACUUUGAGGCAGGAUUUGUCUGCUCAAGUCCAAAGCCUCACCAAGGAUGUUACUCGAUUGCAAGCUGAAAAUCAGCAACUAAAUUCUAUGAGAGCUGAUAUUGAUGGAUUGCACAAGGAGCUUAUUGAGGCCAGGAGGGCUUAUGAAUAUGAAAAGAAAGCCAAUGAAGAACAAAUUGAACAAAAGCAAGCGAUGGAGAAGAACCUUGUUUCAAUGGCUCGUGAAAUAGAGAAACUGCGAGCAGAGAAGCUCAACAUAGAGAGAGCACGGGGAUUAGGUGCUGAGAAUUAUGGGAUCUUGAACAGAAGUCCUGAAAUGAGAUAUGCAGGUGGUGCAUAUGGUAGUAGCUAUGGUAGUUCUUGGGCACCAUAUGAGAAGCGUACCCGACGUUAAGUUUCAACCUUUCUCUUAGAUGUCCUUCACUGGAGUUCAAUAUCUGGUUUAACAUCUUUACUCUUUUUUGGAGAAGCUGCUUUUGAGAACUACCAUGAUCAUGGUGUGAAGUAUCAACUAUCAACUAGUUAAGAUUUGUAACUGUAGUACAUUUUACUCUAUGUGACUGAAGUUCUGCUUUCAUUGCAUUAUACAAUGAGUUAUUUUUAUGCGAGUUUA
This is a messenger RNA of Cucumis melo (muskmelon), 1249 nucleotides long. RefSeq names its product protein FLX-like 3. Lineage: Eukaryota; Viridiplantae; Streptophyta; Magnoliopsida; Cucurbitales; Cucurbitaceae. The record is from RefSeq and is a predicted model, not a curated record. The transcript has 4 exons. Bases 245 to 1030 code for a protein of 261 amino acids.